CGAUUGCCAAAGCCGUUUUUCUCUUGUGUUCGUAGUCGACCUGAGAAGAUGAAGGUAGAGUCAUUUUGCUCAUUUUUUCAAAACCAAGAGAGUUCGAAAGUCACUCGAAGAAACACCAGGUCUUCAUCUUCUGUUACUGUUGAGAACCCAGAACCCAAUGAAUCCCACCAACCAACCGUUGAUGAUCUCACAUUUGGAGAAGAAUCAAUCACUUUGGAUGCUCUUCUCUCUGAUUUUCCAGGCAGACGCUCUCAGAUUCUUGACCUGAUUCGUCUUAUCGGCCCAUUGGAUUGCCCUUCCUUUCCAAUAAUGGUCUAUGGAGACGCUUCUACUGGAAAAACCAGUGUUGUUCUUCAGGUGUUCAGGCAUCUCAAUCGCCCCUUUGUUUAUUCAAGCUGCCGUACAUGUUACAGUCCACGUCUCUUGUUUGAGUCGGUUCUGAAUCAGCUGUUGCUGCAUAGCAAGUGUUCUUCAAAUGGGUAUUCUAGCGCAAAACGAUGUGACAAGCCAUCUGAUUUUGUCAACUUACUUCGUCAAGCUCUCAGCAAUGUGAUGGAAACUCUAGACUCUAAAUCCGGAACCUCAAGAUCAAGUAAGCCGGAUGGAAAACCUGUGGGGAAGAUGGUGUAUCUCAUACUUGAUCAUGUGGAUCUUAUCAAAGAGUGGGAAAAAGGCACUAUGAUUCUGCAGUUUCUUUUCAGUUUGUAUUCUGUUUUGAAGAUGCCUCAACUUGGUAUAAUUCUCAUCAGCGGAUUGCCACCAGAUGUUUAUUACUCAAACAUGGGAUACACAGACCCUAUACCUGUUUAUUUUCCUGUGUAUUCUCAAGAGGAACUUCAUCAAAUUUUCUUGAGAAACCAAGCUAACCGGGAUUUAUACUCCGCAUUCCUCGAUUCUGUAUUGAAACCUUUUUGUAGGGUCACGAGGAGAGUUGACGAACUUUCCACUACCAUCUCAUCAUUGUUCAGAAAGUAUUGUGAACCGCUUGAUGAUUUAGGGCUUUCACCGAGUGAAGAUCUGAAGAGAAGGCUGUAUAACCAACUUAAACCGCUUAUUGCUCCUUGUUUAAAUGAGAUAUUCAGGGUCUCAAGUCGCCCUAAUGAUGGCGACAACAGAGGCGAGAGAAGGCAGAAAGCCAGCUGCAGCUCUGAAAACCGUGAAGAAGUUGAAAAAUUAGACUUCCAUAUGUCUACUUCAGCAAAGUAUCUUCUUAUUGCGGCGUUUCUCGCUUCAAGAAACCCAGCAACGCUGGAUGCGUCGAUGUUCGACUCCACAGGGGGCAUGGAUAAUCGUAAAAGAAAGCGCAAGGCCUCAGAGAAAUCGAUGGAAAAGAAGGAAAUUGCAGAGCAGGAAGCAGUCAUGAAAGGGCCGGGAAGCUUUCCAUUGGAGAGACUAUUGGCGAUAUUCCAGUGUAUUGCCUCUGUAGGAGAUUCUUCAUUUGGCGAAGAGGAAGAAGGAAAAGAAGAAGAAGAAGAAGAAGAAGAAGCGACGGGUUACGACAGAGAGAAUAACAACCUGAUGUCUGAUGUUCUGCUUCAAGUCUCAAGUCUUUGUGAUGCAAACUUUAUAACAAAAAGUGGAAGCUGCCCAUUAGAAGGUUCUGUUAGAUACCGAUCCAUGGUGUCUGAAGAUCUGGCUCUCAAGGUUGCGAGAAGUCUCAGGUUUCCACUGUCCAAGUACUUGUACAGAAGAUAAUGUGUGAAAUCCAAAAGCUUUUGAGGAAGAAACUACUCUCGAUGCGUUAAAACACUCGAAGCAAUGGCCCAGACAGCUAUGUUGUUCUGUUAAUGUCUGCAUUUUGUGUGUGUGUGUGUGUGUGUGUAAACUUAGCCAUGGUUUUAACUUUUAACACAGGAGGCUAAAGCUUUUGAUGGAGAAAACUGAGCCUUGGCCAUAAGUCUAAAAAUGUAAAUGAAAAGCCUUAAAAUUAUAUAUUAGUCGACAUAAUU
Molecule: messenger RNA, 1949 nt
Organism: Eutrema salsugineum
Lineage: Eukaryota; Viridiplantae; Streptophyta; Magnoliopsida; Brassicales; Brassicaceae
Product: origin of replication complex subunit 5
Exons: 4
Coding region: 49-1695 (548 amino acids)
Biological process (GO): DNA replication initiation; DNA replication
Cellular component (GO): nucleus; nuclear origin of replication recognition complex
Molecular function (GO): DNA replication origin binding
Source: RefSeq, a predicted model, not a curated record